GCACUAACACACACAUACAUACGUAGUUUGAGUAGUAGCUCAGCGCAAGUGCUCAAGUGUGAGCUCGAUUCGCUGCACCGGCUGUCCAAGUGAGCACGAAUGGCUGUAUGGGUGUCUGCUUAGGUGUGUGCGUGUGUAUGUGUUAGUGCAAAAUGCAACUCUGUGGAUGGUAACGAGCUACGGAAGAGAACAGCAAAACAAAAAUUUUAAAUUUAGCAAACUUAGCUGAAAAUACAAAGUGAUAGACGAACUACAAUACCCUGACGGAAGUUGAAAAACAACAGCAAAAACAAUUAGCAAGAAUAUUUAAUUGUAUAUGUGCAUAAGGGUUGGCGAAACUGUAGAGCGCUGCAUGCUGAGACCGGCAAUCGCGCGCACACAUGCGAACGCCAUCAUGCCCGCCACACACACACACACACACAUAAACUUUAGCUUUUGGUCGAGACAAAAUGCACUCACACUAAUGCAACUCUCAGCGAAUGCAGCUGAUGAGAGAGCAGCGAGCGCAAGCUUUCCGGCAGCCAUGGCAGCGACAGCAAAAAAUGUGUGUAGCGAGGAAAUGAAGAAAAAAUAUGUGCACAUACAUACAUACUGGUGAGUGCAGCAACGCCGUACAUGCGAGGAGGGGUAUACGGCUAAGAGUAAAAGUAAGGGUAAAUAGUGUGGACAGCACCAAACAGCCAGCCAGCCAGCCAGCAGCCACUCAGGCAAGGAAGACAAGGAAUUCAGAUACAUUUUUGCGCUACAAUAUUUCUGCAGCGACAAACGCCAUCGCCGCCGGUGCCAAUUAAGCCAGACACACACACACUUGCAUACAUGCUCAUUCACUCAGUGAGUUUGGCAGUUUUGCACUCCGGUACUCUUUUAUCGUUACCAAAGCAAUUGUUUUUAGCACUCUGGACUUUUUGUCGGUAGAGAAGCGCCGAGGCUGAGCCAAGAACUAACUAGAAGCGUCGUCGUCGAUGAGACAGAGUGGUUAGCCAAAACAUCAGACAUCAACGCAACCGCUACACUUAGCCACAGUAUCGCGGACGGACGACGAUGAGAAGAUAUCGCAGGCACAAAUAUCUAAAAAUUUUCACAACUUCAAUUGGAUAAAAUCUCAACCAAAAUACGGGCACAAUUAUACUUUUGUCUAAAACAAAAAAGUUUCCAAUUUUGCAGUACAAAAUCGGAAAUUUUCAAAAUUUAACAGCACAAAAAUACACAAUCUAAAACAAUAAUUAACAAAAACGAAGGCAACAACAAUUUGGCGGCAGCAAAAACGCAAAUUCAACACGCAACGAGGGAAAUGUGCGCAAUUUUCAUGUUUGAGAAAACAAAUUGAUUUGAAAAAUUAAAAUUAAAAUACAAAAAAUCGGAAAUUUAUUUAACUUUCGGUUACCGUUAUAAGCGUUCUGCAACAACCGUUAGCAGCAGCGCCAAACAACAGUGUCCGCGUAUACUCAGCUUAAAACAAGACAAAAAUUAUUAAUUUUUCAAAAACAACAACAUCAAUGCAGCAGUAAACGAGUAAUUAAGCAAAUAAAUUAAAUUUGCACAACAAAUACAACAAAAGUCGAAAUUGGCAGUUCGCAGUUCGCAGUCUACAUAACACAGCAGCAACAGCGGGUGUGGAAAAUUAGCAAACUAAUUUUAAUGCAAAAAUUCCAAAAAAAAUUUUGCUACAAUAAAUAAUUUACCACCUUAAAUAAGUAAAAUAAGUUUUCAAACUACUUACGCCUUAGUGACUUCGUUUUAAGUUAGUUUUUCAACUGAAGCUUGCAUAAUUUUUAAACUUUUUUACGCUUUUUUCUUAAAUACAUACAAGUUUUUAAACUAAUUUUAAUUAUUAUUAAUAUUAGUACGCGCAUUUAAGUUAAUUUUUUUUAAUUUAAACCCAUAUACAUUUAAUACAAGUAUAUAUAAAAACUGUAACAUUCAAAACUACGAGUGCGCAAGUAAAACUCUUUAAAGACUGUUUCGUGUGGGCAGAAAAUAUUUUGAGUGCUUGAUAACACAUAAUUUGUGAAAAGUAGACUGUGAAAAACACUUUAAACAAACAACAAUUAAAAAUAAAAUAAAAUAAAUAAAAAAUACUUUACCGCUAAUUUUAAGCGCUAAUGGACGCUUUUAGUGAAAAGAAAUACAAAUAAAAUUAAAAAUAUUUCAAAACUAAAUAUUUUUUUUUUUGCAUUUUUUGCUUCGGCAAGUUUUUACUCUCUGUACCCCCAAGUGCGUGUAAUGAUUGUUUAAAAAAAUGCAGCAUUAUGACGCGACGUGCGCCAAUCACCUAAAUAAUUUUAUGAAAACAUUGGCGAAAAGUGCGGAAAAUAAUACUUGAAGAUCGUGAGCGACUCAAGCAAGAGGCAUAAACACAAAUGCAAGUGUGAAAUAUACUAGUAAGAGUAAAUCAAGAAAUAAAUUAUAAUAAUAAUAACACAAAAACUGAAUUAAAGUGAGUGAGAACAGGCAACAAAGUGACAAUCGCAGUAUAAUAAAAAAAACAAGAAACUGAAAAAAAAAAUAAAAAUUAAAACUUUAGUUAAUUAAAAUUAUUAACUAAAAAAUAAUAAUUACAUAAAUAAAAAUUAUUUAAGAAGUAAUAAUUAAUUUAAAUAAAAUUAGUAAUAACAAAAAAGUGACACUAAUCACAAACAAUAUUUUAUUAAACAACAAACAAACACAAAUCUAUAAGAAACAAGCAAUAAACUUGGGAUUUCGUUACGUCAAAUCACAACCCAUUUACUUACCAUAGACAUAGAAACGCCGGAUUAGCUGUACAUUUGUGGAGAAACGCUUACAACGGCAACGCAAAGGUUGUGAAAACUUGGAACAAAGAAAUCUGACUGUUUUACUAAAUAUGAUAACACAGCUAUUAUAAAUCUAUAGAAGUGACUAUAUGCAUACAUACAAUAAAGUGCAUGCGAAUUUGCUAUAAAAGCAACAAAUACUACAAAAACAACUUAAAUUUUCGCAAAAAAAAAAACAGAAAUAAAAUACAGUAAAAAUUAUUUUACAAAACCAACCAAUAAUUUACACUGAGAAAAGAGUGAGUGAAGUAGAAACAGCUGAUUUUUGCUAUAAAAAUAAUUAUUGUGUGCCUACAGUUAGAAAAAGUGCAAAAAAGAUAACGCUCGCUUCUCUGCGAACUUCGAACUGACUUCUACUACAACUCAAUAUUUUCAUGAGGCAUUUUGAUUUCAGCUAUAAAUGUUAACAAUUAAUAAAUGCAAUUAACUUGUACUAAAAACGAAGUUAAACUAGAGAAGAAGGAGACCGGCUUGGAGAAAAGCGCUUGCUAAGUUGCUUAGUGCCACCAGCACACGCGGCUAAUACAACCACUUUCUAAGCUAUCAACUGUAGCAAAGCAUAAAAGGCGGUAAAAAGUGCAAAAGUAGCAAAAAAAAAAAUUUAAGAGAGUACAACGCACUUAGAACUCGAGUCGCAAAUAUUACGAUCACCAUAGCAGCAACAAUUUUAAUUACAUAGCAACAAGCGCUCGAGAUAGUUAGUUCGACGACAACUUUUGCAAAAGGCAAAGCUCCACAAGCUCACUGUAUACACGCCCACUCUAGCGUGUGCACGCUCUCUCGCCGGCAUUUUAAGCGCUUACUGCAAUUUUGCAACAACAUAGAGCGAAUAUAAUGAAAUAAAACUGCACUGAGACUAGAUACCUUGAGCGAUUUAGAAUCAGUCGUUGCAAGUUCGUGACUUAAGCUGCAUUGGAAUUGUGCAUACAUUAGUAUUGGUGCAUCGUACACUAACGCUAUCUGCACGCCUUUACUAGCAGAGAUUCGAGGAGUACGCGUUAUAGCGGACGUCACUGUUUAAGGCACAAAAAGAACGACAACAACACCAACAGCAUAGCAUAAUCGUAUUAAUCACAGCAGUGAUCGUAAGUGCAGGCUUUUUUGCUAUCGCCAACAACAACACUUGCGUGUAUUAGCAUCAGCUUUGCCGACGGUUAAGCGCAUUCGUUAAUAUUCGUCGGUCUAAGAUCGGCGCUGCAGCAGUAAUUACAUCGUUGCAUUCGAUUGCAUUUCGUGUUGAGCGCAAAUACGCUCUCACCAACACCACCACGACCACUAGCACAGUACCACCAUAACUACUACUAGUGUGGCCAUCGCGCCAAACUACGACGCUUUACAACGGAAACCGGCCCCACCAAGCCGGCGGCACAGCACUACAUAUUGAAUUUUGAUCAGUUCAUUGUUGAAACGCAGCAUACCCUGGCGCGCGCGUACUCUGACGCUGCGAAACGAAGCAUUUUUUUGCAUUGCACCCGAUUGCAACGAGCCGAGAAAGUGCAUCCGAUUCAUUGGUUGCUGUUGUUGCUCUCGCAUAGAGAUUUGAAUGCGACAACCGGUGUUAGUACGGCGACGAGCGACUCAGUCGGUUAGUGUGCAAAUAAGUAGUAUCCGGAGCAGGAAGGCAGUAAACUGACGACGGUCAGCACAAACGAAUUGCAGUGAAUCAAAAUUUUAUUAGAAAAUAUAUAAUUAGAGAAAAGUAAAUUGGCAAAAAGAAUACAAAAAAUAAUUAACGUGAAUGUGGUGAAUGCAGAGAAAGUCGCAUAACGAAACAAGAAAGAGAGUUAUUAAGUGCAGCAGUAAAAUCGGUAAUUAACACGAGAAAAUAUUUGCAACGACGGCCAAGUGCAACGAGGUCCAUUCACAGCACUUAGCAAAGUUCAGCGCUAGCAACAGCCAUCGCCGCCAUACGAACACGAGCAACUCGAGGAGAAGCAGCGGCGGUAGCUAAAGAGCACACUCACUGCAUUGGCAUUGCUCGGCGAUCCGUGACGUGUACUCCCUCGUACAAGUUGUGUGUGUACGGCUCGUUGUUCCAGAUUCGCGUUUCGUUUCGUGUGAUCGCCGCGUGGCAACGUGCAGUUCGCGUCUGCAAUCAAUACGUUUAAGAGUCAACGAAAUUAGCAAAACGGCAAACUGUUCAAAAAAUCUGCAAGUGGACGGAAUAUAUGAAGAACGUGUUCAAAGUGCUACGAAAAAGUAUUGACCUUUCAACAAAAAGAAAAUCAAAUAAAUACUGUGUAUAAAAAAAUUAAUUAUAUUAAAGCAUAGAACAAAUUAUUGAAACAAGAAAGUAGAAACUUAUAAAUUACAAGUAAAUUUUAAACUAUUUCGUGUUGUUUGAAAUUUAACUGUGAAUUAAACGAGCAAAGCAAGCAAAGCGUAUUGGUAGAAUAAGAAGAAGCAGAAAAAGAAGAAAAGCCCCAUCAACGUGUUCUCUUAGUGAAAUUUUAUACAUUUGUUUGAAUAUUUUUGUGUGCAUUGACCGUUUUGUUUUAGUUUUAUACUAUUUGUUGUUAAAUACUACAAUACAUCACAUAAAUAUAUACUUAACUUUAAGAACAAGCGACUACAUUACAUAUGUACAUUAUUUAAUAAAAAGAACAAAAGAACAACAACAACAACAACAAAAACAUAAGAAAAAACAAAAACAACGCAGUCCAAACUUCUUUUUGGUGGAGUUUCUACGUGCCUCUACAUUACAUUAGCUUACUAGGAUCAGCAGUACAUAAGGAAUACAACAAGUCUGUCAACAUUUUCAAACGUGCAUUAAGGAUAAAACAACACUAAACAAUUAAAAUGGCGGAAGGCAAUGGCGAACUGGUAGAUGACAUCAAUCAAAAAUCAGAAGAUCGCGGCGAUGGUGAAAGAACGGAAGACUACCCAAAACUAUUGGAAUAUGGCUUAGAUAAAAAAGUUGCCGGCAAACUAGAUGAUAUUUACAAAACAGGUAAAUUAGCGCAUGUGGAAUUAGAUGAACGCGCGCUAGAUGCGCUUAAAGAGUUUCCGGUUGAUGGUGCCUUGAAUGUAUUGAGUCAGUUCCUCGAAUCAAAUUUGGAACAUGUAUCGAAUAAGUCUGCGUAUUUAUGUGGUGUUAUGAAAACAUAUAGACAAAAAAGCCGCGCCAGCCAACAGGGAGUGCCAACACCAGCGACCACAGUUCAAGUGAAGGGACCGGAUGAGGAGAAAAUCAAGAAAAUACUCGAAAGAACUGGCUACUCCUUAGAUGUGACCACUGGUCAACGCAAAUAUGGCGGACCACCACCCAAUUGGGAUGGUCCAACACCUGGCAAUGGCUGCGAAGUUUUCUGUGGGAAAAUUCCAAAAGAUAUGUUUGAGGAUGAAAUAAUACCGUUAUUUGAGGAAUGCGGUACAAUAUGGGAUCUUAGACUUAUGAUGGAUCCGAUGACGGGUACAAAUCGUGGAUAUGCAUUUGUUACCUUCACGACGCGUGAAGCGGCUUCAAAUGCCGUACGACAGCUAAAUGAUUUUGAAAUUCGGAAAGGCAAAAAGAUUGGUGUUACGAUAUCAUUUAACAAUCACCGACUUUUUGUCGGCAAUAUUCCUAAGAAUAGAGAUCGUGACGAAUUAAUUGAGGAAUUUACCAAACACGCACCUGGCCUUAUUGAAGUGAUCAUCUACAGUUCACCCGAUGAUAAGAAGAAAAAUCGCGGAUUCUGCUUCCUCGAAUAUGAGUCACACAAAGCCGCCUCGCUGGCAAAACGAAGACUUGGCACUGGUCGAAUCAAGGUCUGGGGAUGUGAUAUCAUUGUCGAUUGGGCCGAUCCGCAGGAGGAACCAGACGAGCAAACAAUGUCAAAGGUGAAGGUCUUGUACGUGAGGAAUUUAACGCAAGACGUUAGCGAGGAGAAACUAAAGGAGCAAUUUGAGCAAUUUGGUAAAGUUGAGCGCGUUAAGAAAAUCAAAGACUACGCUUUCGUGCAUUUCGAGGAUCGUGAUAGCGCCGUUAUUGCAAUGCGCGGCCUUAAUGGCAAAGAGAUUGGCUCUUCUAAUAUUGAGGUCUCACUUGCAAAACCACCAUCGGACAAGAAGAAGAAGGAGGAAAUCCUACGUGCACGCGAACGUCGCAUGAUGCAAAUGAUGCAAGGACGUCCCGGUCUCGUUGGCUAUGAACAAUUAUCUCCAUACAGAAACCUAUCGCCUACACAUCCCAAUAUGAUGUCCUUAGCAGCGCCAAUGCGCUUGCCUGGUGGCCCACGAAUACCGCUGCGCGCACCCAUACCACGUGAUUACGAAGAAAAAGUUGAAAGAAGCACGAAAAGAAUACCACAGCAAAAUUUUUCCCAAUUUAUAGAUUAUGAUUACGACUUUUAUGGUUAUUCGGAUUAUCGUGGCGGCUACAAUGAAUCCUAUUAUGACGAUUUUUAUCGCACCUAUGAUGGAGAGUACUUCUUUGAUUAUCCACCGAGCGGUGUGACACCAUUGCCAACUGGUGGACCCGCUGGUGGACUGCAGAGAACGGCCAGAAAUAAUGUGGGGGUUGGUCGUGGACGUGGAAUCACGGCCACGCGUGGCCGAGCCGUUGGGCUCCGUGGCAACAUCAGCCGUCAGGGGGCCCCUCAAGCGGCGGCGGCGGUGGUGGCGGCGGCGGCGGUGGCAGUUCAGCGGGGGGCCACCGCUCAGGGGGCUCAGGCAGCAACCGGGGGGGUCCGUGGGGUGGGACAAAUGCGUCCCAACGCUCGUGGCACCCAGCACGCCAAGCCGCUACAAAAUUUACCAGUAGUCGGUAAACGUAAAUUCGAUGGAGGUCACCAAAAUCCUGCAGAUAUUAAGCGACGUUACCCGAGCGGUUUAAUCGGAAAUGGCAGUUGGGGCAGUAUACCGUUACCACAACAACCACUGGGCACCAAUGGCGAGCAAUGGUACACAGAUACAUUUCCAAAUUGGGCUUAAAUAGUUAUGAUAAUGACUAAUAUAAAAAAAAACACAAACAACAACAAAAAACUACAACAACAAGCGCAUAUUACAAUAAAAAUAAUAACAACUACAACAAUAAAAUGAAAACGACAACAACAUUCAGUUGCAGUCAUUACAAAAGCAAUUACAUUAGCAAUAAUAACAACAACAACAACAAAAAUUAUAUAAUAAACACAUUAAAACAACAACAAUUACUAUAACAGCACUUUGUUGUAUAUUUCAAAUUUUUAAGCAGUGGAAACAAAAACAAAACUAAACAUAUGUGACAACAAUAAUAACAAAAACAACAUAAUUGAAAAUUUUAAAUGCAUGUAAAUAAAAAGUAGCUAAGCCGUUAUAAAACAUAAAAAUAACAAAAACAAUGUUGCAUACCAUAAGUCCAUAAGGAAAGUGGUGCAAAAAAUUGUCAUCUCAUAGUCUCUUUUGUAAUAUCCCAUAGACAUACUGCAACAACAAUAACAACAACCAUGCAUAUGUGUAUAUUUUCUACAUAUGAAUACAUAAGUGCAUUAAAAUAAUUACUAAAAAAAAUAAUUAGAGAACGUAGAGUGACAAUGAUGCGGAGAAAAUGUUUAAAGUUGCCGAAAAUCUUACAAAUUUCACCUUUUGCGGGAGGGAAUAUAACGGAAGUCAGUGCGAAAAUCUAUAAAAUAAGCAUAAAGCAGGCAUCAUGAAAAAUUAUGUAUAAAUGUGUACUUGUAUGUAACUUUCCAUAUACAUAUGUAUGUAUUUGUGUGCAAACACUUAGAAAAUAUAAGAGUUGCCUUUGCAGCCCGUAAUUAGCAACAACUUCAGUCACACAGACAUACUUCAUAAACGUAUUUGUACACACAUUGGAUAGCAGAGGGUGUUAUUUUAAAUUACAAAAAUAAAAAUUAUAUAUACAUACAUAUGCAUACAAAUAAUAAUAAAUAAUUAUACUUAAACUUCUCCAUUGCGAAAAUUAGUAAAAAUUAAAUGUAAUAAACAAAAACAAUAGAAAAAACAUUGAGCUGUACACAUUUGAAGAUUCACGUCCGUAAAUUUCACAAUUAAAAAGAAAAUUAUUAUGUAAAAACUGCAUGUAAAUGCAAAAAAUUUUAAAUAAAAUUUGUAGUCUGAUUCGGCGCAGAAUAAAGCAUAGCAAAUGAGAAAUAUAUUUGCAAAAAUAAACAGACAACAAUUUUUAACAGGUACACUCUUACGUUUCUUCGCUGCUUUGCGCAUUUUAAUUACGUACACACAUACAACAAUAAAUUUUUAAACGCCAUAAAAAACAAAAAAUAUUAGUGAUUUGAAAAGAAAUGCAUUUUAUCUAACAUUACAGCUGCAAAUUCUUAAUUCUUGAAUUAAAAUAACAAAUCGUGAACUAGUAAAAAAUUCAAAACUUAGGUUUAAGAAUGAACAGUUGUCAGAAAAUAUGGCUAUCAUUUAAUUGUUAAAACAAAACAAAAACUAUUUCGACAAGCACUUUUUAUACAUUAUUAUAUACAAAAUACAGACAAGUAUAAACAAUACAAAAUAAAAAAUAUAAAUUUAAACAAAAAAUAUUUUACAGCAAAAACCUCCCAAAAUAUCUAAAAACACACACGAAUUUGUAAAUAUGUUGCCGAGUAAUUAAAAAGAAAUUACAAAUUAAAUACACAUAAGACUAGUAAAACUUUAAAUAAAGCGUCUUAAUUUUGAACACAAAAAUAUAUGUACGUCUUGAGUGCUGAAUUGAAAAUUGCAAAAAAUUAAAAAAAAAAAAAAAUUUUAAAAUAUUUACUUUGAAAAUUCAAAAAGCAAAGCUUGGCGAAGAAAUUGACUGACAAUUGAAAAUUCUUAAAAAUUAUACAUGAUUAGCAAGUAUGUAUGUAUAUGCAAACUCAUACGAUUAUAAUGGACAACAAUUUAUAUGAUAAUGCAUACAACAUAUGUAUAUGUAGUAAAAAAAUUACAAAAAAAAACAAAAACGUUUGCAAUUAUAUGAUGCAAUUUAAGGAAAAUAGCCGACAAAUGGUUAUUUUGUGCGAAAGUGGACGGCAGCAUGUGGCAUUAUUGUGUAAUGUUGACAUGCUUGUAUAAAAAAAAAAUUAAAUAUAAAUUUUAAACCUUAACGGAUAAUAUACAAAAAAAAAACAAAUUGUUGAAAAAACACUAUUCUCUGUUUUAAGUUUUGUAGUUGAUGACAAAAUUUCGGCAAUUUGUUUGUGCAUUGUUUGAUUGAAUCAUUUUUUAUAACUUAACAAAAAUAGAUAAAACUUUUUGACUUGUGCGUAACUUAAAAAAUUCAAUAUUUUCGAAAGUAUUUCAAAAAAAAAAAAAAUUCGCAAAGUAAAUAUUUCUAUAAAUUAAAAAAAAAAACUUUGUAUUUUCUCAAAAACAAAAAUUGUAUUAUACGUAGAAAUGUUGUUGGCAAUACAAAAUAUAAUAUUAUCUUAAAGCAAAGGGAACAGUUGGAUCUAUUCUUAUUUCAAAAAAUAAAAAAAUAGUACUGUUGGGAGGUGUAGAUAAUAUUUCAAAAUAAAUUACAAGAACUCAUGAGAAAAAACGUAAUUAAAAUAAUAAAAACUGCGUUUAGUGUGUAACGUACAGUAACAAAAUAGAUACAAAUAAAUAAACUGGGUUAAUUGAACCAGCAAAUUAUCAUAAAACACGGCAACGAACUAAUUAAACAUCACAUUAUGAUUUUAUAUUUAUGUAUUUUUAAUGCAAACAAAACAAAAACAAUUUCCCGUAAGAAAACCACUAUAAACAAUGAAGAUAUCUAGAGCAAAAAUUAAGCUUAACGGUGAAAACAUCAGUGUCACAUAUUUAUAUAGUAUAAAACAAAAUAUGAAACUUUUAAAAUAUUACAAAAGUAAGCGAAUACGUAUAAAAAUCUUAAAAGAAACAUAUACUUCUUUAGAUACAUAUACAUAUAUAUGUAUAUACAAUAUAUAAAUUUCCCUAAAUACAAUUGACUAAUCAAUAAUUAAUAAAAAUAGUAAUGCAAAAUCGGAAUUAAAAUAAUUCAUAUAUAUAUAAAAGCAAAUAAACGAUUCAAGUAUCCACAUGCAAUACAAAAAAAAAAAAAUAACCUAACAUAACCUAGAAUUAUUUAUGCCCCAAGUUACAUAACACACGAGUAAAGAUAAUCAUACAUAAAUGCUCUUAAAAUAAAUAACAAAAAGUGAAAUAGUGAAGAAAAUCAAUUACUGCACACGCACGCCACAAACACAUUUCGGUAGCAGUCAACCAAUAAUACAGGGUAUCUGGUGUUCCAUUGUUUGAAAGAAAGAGCAGUGCGACAGAAAGAGAGAGGAGCGAAAUUACUAAAGAAUUAGAUUCUGUUUCUGCAGUUUAUUUCCACAUUCUUAUGCGUAAAGUAAAAAUGGAUUGAACAUUUAAAAACCGAUAGAAUUUCUGAAACUUUUCAACCGAAUAAAAUAUAUUAGUUGGCAAAAUUUAAUAAAAAAAAUGUAUACAAUUUCUAGAAAACAAAAAUAUUUUUGCCACUUCAUCUCCCACUUAAUAAAAAAGUGAAAUAAAAUUUCUAAAAAGUAAAUUCUAAAUAUUUUUUGGCACUUCAUUUUCCACUUGAUUUUAAUAAAAAGUGAUUUCAGUUAAUGAAAGUCAUCUAUAAAUUCAAAUUGAACAUUUUAAAACAAUCUCAAAAUAAAAUUGUGUAUAAAUGCAACUCAAACAAUUUAAAUUUGACUAAAAAUCCAUUUUGCUUUCAAUCACAUCCAUAGUUUACGCUUUUCAAUAGCUAUAAUAAAAAUAGUGAGUCUUGCAGCCUAUGCAAACCUUCUGCAUUUUCGCAUAAAAAGAAAAACGAUUCAUUGAUCAAAGAGUAAAGGGGAAAUUAUUAUAAUAUAUAUAUUUAAUUCAAACCUAAGCUUUUGCACUUUUUUUUACCUUUUACCAUUAUAUAUUCAUUUUAUGUAUUCAUAUAUAUUACACACUUAAAAUAUAUUUCUACAAUAUUUUUGUUUUCAAUAAAACUUGAAUUAUAAUUAAUAAAAAAUUACACGUACGCACAUAAAAUACUAUAAAAUGUAAACACACACCAUAUAUAUAUUUGCAAAUUCUUUUAAAAUUUUAAAAAAAUUCAUAAUUUUACGUAUGCCUGCCCCAGAAAAGCCGUGUGAAAAAUUAAAAAAAAUUUAAACUAUUACUAAUAUCACGUUAUACACAUAAAAACUAAGAGAAAUUUUGGCAUAUACCAUAUUAAAAAAAAUAUAUUACAUUAUGAUUGGUGACUUUAAAGCAUAUAUGUAUGUAUGUAAAACCACUUCUACAUUUUAAAAAUGAAUUGCAAAUAUUUUGUAUUUUUACUAUAAACUUAUGUUUUAUUUUAUUUAGUCUAACAUUUUAUUGUUUUAUAAUUAACACUUAAAUUUAAACUUGCAAGAAAUGAAAUUGUACUGAUUUAUGUUAUAUGUAUGUAUUUUAAGUUAUGUUGUUAAAAAAAAAAAUAAAAAUAUAUUAAAAUAUAUUUGAGUACAUUUAAAAAAUAUAUUUAAUCAAACAAUAAACCACUGUACAUUGUCAUAUCUGAGUGUAUAUUUAGCAAUAAAAUUUAUUAAUAAUUGAUAAUAUUCAAAAUUGUUUAAAUAUUUUAUAAUUUCUUUCACAAUUUUCCAUAAUUAAAAUUUUUUUUUUUUUGCAGUGCAAGUUUAAAAAAAUGUUAUUUUGUCACUAAAAUUUAAAUAGGUAUUUUAAAUUACUUUCGUACCAUUAAAAAACAUUAGUGUUUAAUGAAAUUAAUAUGAAAAUAUUAAUUUUUUGUUUUGAUAUUGACUAAUUUUGUUUCGUAAAUUUAUAACUGUUUUAAUUGUAACCAUGUUCUGUUUAAUUUUUAUUUUUGGAAUCGGGAAAGCAAAUCGUUGGCAAAUAAUUUAAGCAGAUCUAAAUGUUCAGUGGUUUAAAAUUGGCGCUUUGGCUAUUUUUAAUUUUUCGUUUUGGCAUAUAACAAAUUAUGUAUUUUUCCAACAUUUAUAAUUUUUUUUCACGUGAUUUUCGUUUUGUUGUAGCAAAAUAUAUUUACUUUGUAUCUUAUUUUAUAAAAUUACUAAACAUAUGGAUAACACUCAUUUGAUUAUUGUAACAUUUUUUUGAAUUUAUUGCUAAAAAGAAAAUUUGUUUUAGUGCAUAAAUCUAAAUUUUAAUAACAUAUAUAUAUAUAUAUAUAUAUAUAUAUUUUGCUUAUACACAUGCCGUUUGUAUAUUAAAUUUAAGCAAUGUGUUAAAAUUACGCAUUAUAUAAUUAACUAAUUGUAUUUUAAAUGGAGUAAAAAACUAAAACAAAAAGAUGUAUGAACAUAAAAAUAUAUUAUGCGAACAUAAAAAUAAUGUUUUGAUAAAAAAAAAAAAAACAUUAACAAAAACAUAAAUAAUAUGAUAUAAGAAAAAUGUGAUCGCAAAAGUAGUAACGGAAUCGUUGAGUUAGAAGAAAUGGCAUAUACAUACAGACAUAUUUUAAGUAACUACAUAUUUAAUUAAAAAAAAGUGGCGCAAGUAAUGCAAAAUGAGUUGCAACGGCAUACACGUAAUUUCUGAACAAGAAAAAACAGACUGCGAACUUUAAGGUAGAUUUUUUGUUGUGUAAAUCAUUAAGUUUUAAUUGGCAAAUAAAGUAAUAAAAUAAAUAAAGAAUAAAAAAUAAAUACAAAAAUAAGUAUUUUUUCUUAUUGGCAAAUUUAGUUAUUUUCUAAAUUCGAUAGGCUUGCAUGUAGUUUUCUCAUUUCUUUGGGUAGCCAUAUAUUAUAUGAUAAUUUUUACAACCAACGGAUAAUCACCAAACAUUUGGAUUUUGAAAUGCCAUUCAUAAAGGUAUUUAUGUGCUUAUUGACACAUGUAUAUGUAUGUAUCAAUACUUGGCUUGACGCUGAUGUUAGCUGAAAUAGUGUUUUUGAUCUAUCAUAAUUAUAUUAUAUUAUUAUUAUAUUUUCAGUAUGCUUUUUUAACUUUUUUUAACUUCACUUUAACCGGUUUUUAUACAUACAAACAUUGUUUAAGUAAUUAACUUAUAGUUUUCAUAACUCAUUAUUUAUAAUUACUAUUCAACUUCAAUUGUUCUAAAUCUCCAUAUUAAUUUUGUAACAAUUUGUAAAAGCUUAUUCAGCACCAAGCACUUGAUCUCUAUCUCUCUACUAGUGCUCUCCAUUUUAAAGAUGAACAUUUAGAUCAAAAUAUUGUAUUUAAAUUUGGACUUGAACGCACUGAAUGCACGAAAUAGAAUACAGCGCAAUUACUUUAAAUAAAUACAAAAUUAUAAGAAAUAUGCAAAUUGUAUGUGGUCAUAACGGAAGAAGAGAAAACCAUUUGACGAAUGCGUGCAAUUUCCGUUAAUGUUAAGACCGAACACAGAAUGGCGUCAACUACGAAUGCACAGUCGCCGCGGCCAAAAUAGUGUUGGCCAACAACCAGUUUAUAUCAUACACCAACACUAAAUCGCAAAACGUAACGUCGCAUACACAUCCACUCGCCGUAACCGAACUUACAAAAAAAAAAAAGAAAACAUUUAUAAAAAUAAUAUUAAAUAAACAGAAUAAUGUAUCAUCCGUUUUUUACAUUGAAAACGUAUGCCUUUUUCUAAAAUUGCUACAAUUUUUAGCUGUUAAUUAUUAAGAUUUAAGGAAUAUAAUGGAAUUACUAAAAGAGCUAUAAAAAAAAGAACUAUACACAAUAAAUAAAUAAAAUAACUUAAAUUUAAA
Molecule: messenger RNA, 14392 nt
Organism: Bactrocera oleae (olive fruit fly)
Lineage: Eukaryota; Metazoa; Arthropoda; Insecta; Diptera; Tephritidae
Source: RefSeq, a predicted model, not a curated record